UUUACGUGUUAAUUACUAUUCACACCUCCGCUCCCAAACAAUAUAUAUAUAAUAAUGUCACUUUCUUCUACAUGUCCUGCUCACCUUGCGCCACCUCCCGCAACCAUGCAUCACCACCCCGUCGUCCCACCGACAUCUCCCCUACUACCUCUCCUCAGCCUCCUCCUCCUCCUCCUCUCCGCCCUGCUCCUCCUCCAAUGCCGCGGCGGCGAUAAAUCCAAACACAGACGCCUCCGCCUACCUCCUGGCUCAAUGGGCUGGCCUUACCUCGGGGAAACUCUCAAGUUCUACACCGAAAAUCCCAACACCUUCUUCUCCAACCGUCUCCAACGAUAUGGAGAAAUAUUCAAGACGCACAUAUUGGGGUGUCCUUGCGUGAUGAUAUCCAGUCCGAAAGCAGCUAGGAUCAUCUUGGUCAGCCAAGCUCAUCUCUUUAAGCCCACGUAUCCACCCAGCAAAGAGAAGAUCAUCGGACCAGAAGCGCUCUUCUUUCACCAGGGACCCUAUCAUUCCAAGCUCAAGAAGUUGGUCCUCGCCUCUUUCUUGCCCGCCACUCUCCGCGCCGCCGUCCCGGAGAUCCAGAAAAUCGUCGUCAAACUUCUCCAGUCUUGGGAUGACAAACCAUCCAUCAACACCCUGCAAGAAAUGAAAAAGUAUGCUUUCGACGUGGCGAUGAUUUCGGCUUUGGGGAGUCAGGCUGAGGUGGAGGUGGAGAGCAUCAAACAGCUGUAUCAAACGUUGGAGAAAGGCUACAAUUCAAUGCCUAUAGAUUUCCCCGGAACGCCCUUUCACAAAGCAAUGAAGGCAAGGAAGCAGCUGACGGAGAAGUUAAGGAGACUAAUUGAGAAGAGAAAAGACAGGGAAGAGCAUGGCGGGGGAUUGUUGGGAGUGUUGCUUAGAGAAAACCAUCAAAAUCAACUUACUGACUCGCAGAUAGCAGAUAACAUUAUCGGAGUCAUCUUCGCGGCGCAUGACACCACAGCCAGUGUCCUCACUUGGACCCUCAAGUACUUGCAUGAUAAUCUUCACGUCUUGCAAUCUGUCACGAGAGAACAAGAAGAAAUAGGAUGCAAAAUUGUGGAAGGAACAGAGGGACUUACGUGGGAUGAUACACGACGCAUGCCGCUGACUAUGAGGGUUAUUCAAGAGACGUUAAGGAGAGCUAGCAUCCUGUCGUUCACAUUCAGGGAAGCAGUGGAAGACGUGGAAUUUGAAGGGUACUUCAUCCCCAAAGGUUGGAAGGUUCUUCCUCUCUUCAGAACCAUUCAUCACUCUGCAGAUUUCUUCCCUCAACCCGAGAAGUUUGAUCCUUCCAGAUUUGAGGUGCCACCCAGCCCCAACACAUAUAUGCCAUUCGGGAAUGGAGUACACUCUUGUCCGGGUAGUGAGCUUGCUAAGCUUGAGAUGCUCAUUUUCCUUCACCACCUUACUACUACCUACAGAUGGAGAGUGACUGGAGACGAGGAUGGUAUCCAGUAUGGGCCAUUCCCUGUACCAAAACGAGGCUUACCAAUCAAAGUUCAGCGAAGGCUGAAAACAAUGUGAUAUUCUUCUCAUCAUCCAAACAUCAAAAUCUAGAAUUGUAAAUCAAAAACAAGAGAGAACACCGGGGUCAAAAGCGGACAACCCAUUAAGUCCUUUUUCUUCAAUUUCAUUUGUCACAAAGUGUGGCUAAAUAUCUUCUGUAUCUCAGUUCUUUAUCAGACUAGGGGUUCUUCAACUGCGUCUGUUCACCAAUUGCACGGGCAUAGUGCAAGCUGUAUGUGAUGUAUAUGUUUAAUAAACAACAAAAUAUUCAAUGAAAAAAAUCAACAGGUACAAUGUC
Molecule: messenger RNA, 1825 nt
Organism: Ipomoea nil (Japanese morning glory)
Lineage: Eukaryota; Viridiplantae; Streptophyta; Magnoliopsida; Solanales; Convolvulaceae
Product: abscisic acid 8'-hydroxylase 2-like
Exons: 8
Coding region: 55-1545 (496 amino acids)
Biological process (GO): sterol metabolic process
Molecular function (GO): monooxygenase activity; heme binding; oxidoreductase activity, acting on paired donors, with incorporation or reduction of molecular oxygen
Source: RefSeq, a predicted model, not a curated record